Messenger RNA from Hymenoscyphus albidus, 909 nucleotides. Lineage: Eukaryota; Fungi; Ascomycota; Leotiomycetes; Helotiales; Helotiaceae. The record is from the annotation of a GenBank genome assembly.
AUGUCUUCUUCGAUACCUAAAUCGUCAAUCGGGGCUCUCGCUCGAUUUAGAUGCCCAAAUUCUUCAGUUCAGUCGCGCUCAUUCUCCUCCACUACCUCCCGUUCCCUGAUCGGACCAGAAAACCCUCGAUUUAUCGAGAUUCCUACAACGAAACAACCACAAGUCACCCCCAAAAGAGACAUCAAGGGGAUCCUUCCUCCUCCUCGGAAUCUUUUUCCCACCAGAGGAAUUCCAAAAACUACAUCAGAAUACUUUGCCUCGACCAUACCGAAACCCACUGCGCAGAAGCAGACCAAGGACGAAUAUGUUACAUGGAAACGAGACCUGGCAAGUGUGAGGAGGAAGAAUUUGCGUGAAGGUCUACAUGCUCUGCACGCCAGGAAGCUUAAAUCGGAUCGUCAAGUCGCCCAUCGAAGUCUUCUAAAAACGGAAGAACGGCAAGCAAGACUUUACGCACCACAGCGGGAGGACGAACGAUUGACGAGCCCAACCGUAAGACAGGCCCUGACCAAAAUUCAACGUACGGGUCGAUUGCCAGAUCCACAAAGGGCUCAGCGGGUCGGAGCAAGCCAGGCGAGGGUAGCACGGAAGGAGGCUGCUCUAGAGGAGCAACGAAGGAAUGCCUUACACACAUUGUACAUGCAUGCCCGAACAUUCAUUUCCACAGAAAAGGAUUUGAAUGCAGAGAUUGACCGGAUUUUUGUUCCUCAGCCUUUCCAGCGUGUUCAUAACAGCCAUGAAACAAAUAUUUGGGAUGCAUUGGGGCAGCCGCCAACUGUGCAGACCAUGCUUUCGGAAUUGAACAGGACGCAGCAGAAGCUAAUCGAGCAUCACGCCGGCCCUGCACGCAUAACUGGAGGGAGAUUGAAAAAGAUUGCCGAAGAACUCACCGGUGGAAAGAUGAAUUAG